This is a messenger RNA of Bicyclus anynana (squinting bush brown), 1729 nucleotides long. RefSeq lists its product as uncharacterized. The transcript has 2 exons. Bases 55 to 726 code for a protein of 223 amino acids. NCBI's taxonomy places the organism in Eukaryota, Metazoa, Arthropoda, Insecta, Lepidoptera, Nymphalidae. The record is from RefSeq and is a predicted model, not a curated record.
UUUUUGAAUCAUAUUUAUUAUAUUUUUUAGAUAUUAUUUUACAAACGGUAAAAAAUGCCUCUGAUUGACAUAACAAAUCCGGCGAUCAUCAUAUUUUUGAUCGAAAACUAUGAAAAAGAGAACCGGUUACGACUUAAUUGGAUUCACAAGAAUUGGGAACGUAUACAGCAAGCCGCAACUCUCACUCGGGAGCCGACAAACUAUUUUGAGACUGACGUCAUCGCCCACAGCAUGAUCAACGGUUUGCAGACCAUCACAAGAGAUCAUAUUGUGGCUAAGAAUAAUAGACGCAAAACCCCAAUACGUGACGGAACAUACAUACCAGGUAUCAAAGACCUCCAGAAGGGACAUUCUAUAAUUGACGUUGGACUCGGCGAUCCAAAAGAGGAUCCUAGACUCUUGAAUCAUACAGCUAAUGAUCCAAUUAUGCGCCCCGUUGAUCCAGAAUUGAACAGCAUUAUAUACAAGCCUAAACCAGAAUUUGGUAGACUACAAUAUUUGGCCAAACGGAAUAAAAUUUUACCGGAGAAGAAGUAUUACUUUGCUGAGUGCACAACUUUCGAGCAUGGUUGGCGUCUUCAGGACUCCGCGUUACGUCAAAAGCCGACUCAUGGAAGGUGCUGGCAUCUGACCAGGGCUUUGCGAAGUAGAGUUGGUCCACAACCAGACCCACCGCAUUACAAGCCGUCAGAACCUCCGGGGGAUAAUAAAUGUGUUGCUUUGUAGGUAGAUGGCACCACAUUAUACAUUGCGAUAUACCUAAUGUAUUCAUAAAAGAUACAGGUGAUCAAAAUUGUUAAUGCUUUUUGCCGUAGAAGAAUUAACUCCAAAUUUUUUGCGUUGGUACAGAAGUCCUUUGGAUAAAAAAGUGUAAAAAAAACUUUUAGUAGCGCCAUCUAGGAUCACUAAUUUACACUGGUAUUAUAUAUACCACUUUAAAUAAAUUGAAGUAACCAGUUUUUUGCACUGAGCUGUGUUUAUAAGUACUUCAUCAUCAUCGUCAUGGACGUCCACUGCAGGACAUAGGCCUUUUGACUUCCAAACAUCACGAUCCUGAGCCGCCUGCAUCCAGCGAAGUACUUAUAUUGAAAUACCAGUUAACUAUCGAAAAAUAAAAUAAGUAGUUAAACAAAUAAACGGGCAGUAAUAAUUAAUCUAUGACUGAACACGUAAAUAAUUUAACUAUUUAUUUAUUUUGUACGUUUAGUGCACCUCUUUUAUUAAUUGUAAUAAAAUUAUUAUCAUUUAGUGGCGCAAAGUAGUCAAGAUUGUUUAGAAAAACCACCCUUAUGUCCAUCUAUACCACUGCGCAAGUCACCCUACGUUUACGCUACGAUUUAUUAUUUAGGGGAGGAGAGGGACGCAGUAUAACCUUAAACGUGUACGCAUGCGUAUAAGGGUUUUUGAGGGUGAAAAUCCUAUGACAUAUUUUAUGGGAAACCACGUCCAUAGUCACGUCAGGGCACCUCGCUAAUGGCGUGUGUUGCCCAAAUUUUAUAUUUCUGUGAUCGUAAUCUAAUAUAAUUUCCUACACUUAGGUACAAAAUGGACUACCAUGCAGCUUUAAUUGUUAUAAAUUUUGUGUGAAAUAGAUUAGUUAUAUUCUAAGCUUAGGAAUAUAAUAUCAAUCUACGCAGUUUGUGAUAUUAUGUGAAAUUAUAUUUGGACACAUUUUACUGAUAAAUUUCUUGCUGAUUAGGAUUCUACCCGGCCGACGCGAUGUUAAAAG